AUGGCUGAAAAAGGCGCCGAGCCAACAAACAGGGAUAUAAUGAUCCUUUUACAGAACGUAAGUGGGCGCAUCGAAGUAAUGGAAAAAAAGAUGGGUGCCAUUGAGUCCAUAGAAAAGAGAAUGGGUACACUUGAAAAGGACAUUAAUAAGCUAUGGGUGGCAAUGGAAGAAAGAGUCCAAAAGGUAGACCAUCGCGUGACGCGCCUCGAGGACAAGGUUGACGGUGCGGACAUACAUGCGGCGCAGCUGUCCGAGCGGAUGCAGCAGUUGGAAAAAGAACGAGAUACCCUGCGUGACAAUGUUUCCUAUCUACAGUCGCAGUCCAUGCGAAACAACCUAAUUUUCACCGGGGUAACAGAAGACAACUCGACCGGAAACGAACCGCCGGAAGUUACUGAACGGAAACUCCGCCAGCAUCUACAAGACGCCUUUAAGAUCGCUCAUGAGGUUGUAGACACAAUUAGAUUUGAGAGGGUGCAUCGCUCUCCUGGGUCGCCAAUAUCAGGAAAAGUGAGGAACAUUGUUGCAAAAUUCACGUUUUUUAAGGAAAGAGAAACGGUACGCAAACUUUGGAAAGAACUCGACGGAACACUGUAUCGUGUCUUUGAGCAGUUCCCACAAGAGGUGAUAGAAAAGAGGCGCAAGUUAGUACCCCAAAUGAAAGAGGCGAGACGGUUAGGAAAACGCGCCUAUCUGGCAUAUGACACUCUGUACAUCGAUGGAACCGCAGUUAAAGCAUAG
Molecule: messenger RNA, 741 nt
Organism: Dreissena polymorpha
Lineage: Eukaryota; Metazoa; Mollusca; Bivalvia; Myida; Dreissenidae
Exons: 1
Coding region: 1-741 (246 amino acids)
Source: RefSeq, a predicted model, not a curated record